Molecule: messenger RNA, 3152 nt
Organism: Felis catus (domestic cat)
Lineage: Eukaryota; Metazoa; Chordata; Mammalia; Carnivora; Felidae
Gene: GFY
Product: golgi associated olfactory signaling regulator
Exons: 5
Coding region: 872-2428 (518 amino acids)
Source: RefSeq, a predicted model, not a curated record
GGGGGGGAAGGCUGGUAAAAUGAUGAGCAAAAUCAGGAGUCAGAAAAACCGCAAAGAGGGGAAAGACACAAGAGUGACCCCGUGCAUCGGUUUAAGCCUUCUUGGGGAGGAGUUUGGGGGUGCUGUAAAGGCCCAGUCCUCUCACACUGGCUCUUAAGAGUGUGCUUUCUACACAGUGGGGAGGUAGGCCAAGGUUGGGAAGUUGGCUGACGCCCUUUGGGUAUCUGAAUGGCAAGACAUGGGAACCUGGACUCCUAGUUCUCCCAGGCAGGAGGGGCCUGGGAACCUGGAUUCCUGGAUCUGAGGGGAGGGACCUGAAGACCCAGACUCCUGGGUCUUGAAGUAAAAGGGCACCAGGGACCUAGGCUCUUGGGUUCGCAUGUAGGAGACACAAGAUGGCCUGGACGCCUGGUUUCAAAGAAAAGAUAGCUUGGUUGGGCUACAUCCCUCCACCGGAUAGAUGAUCCAGUCCCUAACUCCCUUCCCCAUUCCAGAAACAAUGUUCUUUAUCUCUGUCCCUUUAAGAGAACAAGCCUGUCGCCAGGCUCCCAGGCUCCCCAGGGAGGGGGUCAGGUGCGUCAUCUGCGCCCCUGGGACCCUACCUCCUGCUGCCCCGCCCAGAGCCAUUCUGCAACAUUCACCCAUCUCUGCAUCCAGCUCUGCUCACCUGCUGUUAUCUUGGACCCCACUGAGCAGAUCCAGGCAUUCGGGCCCCCAACCCCCAGCCAUUCCUUCUGAGCCUGCUUUGGCGUAAACAACUGUGCCCUGAUGGUGUCCCUGGAGCCCUCAGAGAGGAAGGGAUCCUGCAUCUCCUUGGAGGUCUACAUCCUCUGAAAUAGAAGUUGAGGAGCUAUAGGCGUCUCCCAGAGCCAUGAAAUCCCUCUGCCCCAUCCUCUUCGUCCUCAUCUUCCUCCUCGCCAGGCUGGGUUCCAAGGCUGACCCUUCGGCCUCACCGCUUAGAGGCUCCGACCUCCCUGAGAUGGGCCACCCUUCUCAGACCUCCCCUCCUGCUUCUGAGAAUUCCACUGGAGACCAGCCUAACCCAGAUUCCCCCGUGGCUACUUAUCCUGAGCCCUCCAAAAUACCUCAUGCAGUUUCCCCUGAACCCUCCCGCCCUGACUUCCCUGAGACUCCCAACCAUGACCUCCAAGAGAGCCCACACCCAGAGUCUCCUGAGACUCCUACAUCUAACUCACUCAAUACCUCAAUAUCAGACUCCCUGGAGACCCCCCAAAUUAACCCCUCCAAAAUAACACAUCCAGAACCUUCUGCGGCCCCCAAACCUGACCCAACUGAUAUCCCACACCCAGAAUCUCCUGAGACCCUCAAACCUAGUCCCUCCAAAACUUCACACCCAGAAUUUCCUGAAACCCCAAACCCUGACCCUACACAAACUCCACACCAAGAAUCCCCAGCGAUUCCCAAACUUAACUCCAUCGAAGUCUCACGUGCAGAAGUCCCUGAGACGCCAAAUCCUGACCCCACCAAGAGCCUUCACCCCAAAACUCCAGAAGCCCCAAACCCUGACACCACUGAAACCCCCCACUCUGAAUUCCUCCAGACCCUGUAUCCUGACUCUACUGAAAGCCCCCACCCAGAAUCCCAUGUAACCAGCAACCCCAACCCCACUGAAAUUCCCCAGACAGAAUCCCCCACAACCCACUACCAAGAUGCAACAGACAACCCCAUGACCUCGGACCCUGAGAUCUCCGCCAGUCUUCACUCAGAAACCACUACACCUUUCAAGGACGAAGCAACAGCUGCCCUAAAUGAGCUGCCCCUGAAUCCCAAAGCAGAAACCCCUGCAGUCACCCAGCCUGACUCCCUUAAAUUGCCCACCUCAGAGUCUCCUGGAACAGUUGAGUUGAAGGCCUCCCAGGACUCUAGCCCUAAAGGGCCCGACGCCCUUCUUCCCUCAGCCCGGAUUGCGGGCCCCCCUGCUCCUCCAGGGUCCCCCAGUCAGUUGGCCCCUGCCACUCCGCGGGUCCCCCAGCGGCGCAGCCGAGGUGAGAGAGUCAACACUAUCAUCGUGGUGGAACGAGUGGAGGAGACCGGCGUGACCCUGGUGGGGCGCCCCCGGGGCGCGGCGGGAGGGGCCCUCUGCCUAUUCCUCGCCGGGAUCGGCCUGCUGAUCGGCAUUUUCCUGCUGCUGUGGUGUCUCUACCGCCGGGCGGCUCGACACCGGCCCUUCGCACAUCACCGGCUUCCAAACGACGGAGAUGAACCGGUUAUGCAUUUGGAAGCCCCGAAGGACCCCUACGACCUCUACUUUUACGCGCCGGAUGCCUGGGUCCCUUCACACAUCGCCACCAAACAGCCGCCGCCCACCCCCCCGCUGCCGCCCAAGCUGCCCCCGCCGCCCUGCGGGAGGCGCCCCCAGAGCCUGGAGCCGCUCUCCCCCGCCACGCUCCCCAACAACUUCGUGUGAGCCCCGCUCGCGUCCCGCCAGACCUGCGCCAUCCCCAGGCCGAGGAAGGACCCAGAGGUCCUGACCUCCUGGCAUGCUUUGCUACCUAGUAGUCCUCCUGGAUAGGAAGUCCCACCCACAGAGAAGCUUUCGCUGUGACCGGAGAACACCGUCUUGAGUGCGGCCGAAUAAAUCGACUGUUCCCAAAGCUAGACACGUGCUCUGGCCUGAGUCCUGGGAGAGGAGGGGGCUGGGACCCUAGGAUACCGGGUCUGAGAGAGGAGGGAGCUGGGGGCCCAGACUCCUGUGACUGCCAAGGCCAAGGACGACUGAGUGUGAACACCAAAGCAUUUUAUUGGGAGUGGGGCAGGGCAGGAUUCACAGUCACAGAGACAGACACAAAGACACAACCCUGCUCCGGGGAAAAACACCCCUCUCCCCCAGCCCCAUUCCGUUUCCUGGGAUUCUGUGACUUCUCCUGCAUAGGUUCCCCAAAUUCUAAGCCGAAAGAGGGGAGUCUGAGAGGGGAAGGAUCCCAGGUUCUGAGUCAUUUAGCCCCUGAGGGACACAACAAAUGGCCACUGAGAAAAUGAGGGUAGUUUGAAACCACCCAGGAGAAUAAAGUGCAAGGAACUGGGGGAAGAGGGGCAUCUUGAAACCACCAUGGGGAAGUUCAGUGAUGGUGGCUUCACACCGUUGAGUGGAUGGACUUGAGCAGCCACUAUUUAGACCUGAAAACGUGUCA